ACAUACUUGUGGGUGAAAAUGACCUCACAGCCCUCAGCUAUCUUCAUGAGCCUGCUGUACUCCACAAUCUCAGAGUCCGCUUUAUUGAUUCCAAACUUAUUUAUACAUAUUGUGGUAUAGUCCUAGUAGCUAUAAAUCCUUAUGAGCAGCUGCCUAUUUAUGGAGAAGAUAUUAUCAAUGCAUACAGCGGUCAGAACAUGGGUGAUAUGGAUCCACAUAUCUUUGCAGUAGCUGAAGAAGCUUACAAGCAAAUGGCCAGAGAUGAACGAAAUCAGUCCAUCAUCGUAAGUGGAGAGUCUGGGGCAGGAAAAACAGUUUCAGCUAAGUAUGCCAUGCGAUACUUUGCAACUGUAAGUGGUUCCGCCAGUGAAGCCAAUGUUGAGGAAAAGGUGUUGGCAUCCAACCCCAUCAUGGAGUCAAUCGGAAAUGCUAAGACAACCAGGAAUGAUAAUAGCAGCCGUUUUGGGAAGUACAUUGAGAUUGGUUUUGAUAAGAGACAUCGAAUCAUUGGUGCCAAUAUGAGAACUUACCUUUUAGAGAAAUCCAGAGUGGUGUUCCAGGCAGAAGAGGAGAGAAACUAUCAUAUCUUCUAUCAGCUUUGUGCCUCAGCAAAGUUACCUGAAUUUAAAAUGCUGCGAUUAGGAGACGCAAAUAACUUUCAUUACACGAAGCAAGGUGGCAGUCCUGUGAUUGAAGGAGUAGAUGAUGCCAAGGAGAUGGCACAAACCAGGCAGGCCUGCACUUUGCUAGGAAUUAGUGAAUCUUAUCAGAUGGGAAUUUUCCGAAUACUUGCUGGCAUCCUUCACUUAGGCAAUGUUGGAUUUAUGUCUCGAGAUUCAGACAGCUGCACAAUCCCUCCCAGGCAUGAACCUCUCAGCAUCUUCUGUGACCUCAUGGCUGUGGACUUUGAGGAGAUGUGUCACUGGCUCUGCCAUCGGAAGCUGGCUACUGCCGCGGAGACAUACAUCAAGCCCAUCUCCAAGCUGCAGGCCACGAAUGCCCGCGAUGCGCUGGCCAAGCACAUCUAUGCCAAGCUCUUUAACUGGAUUGUAGAUCACGUCAAUCAGGUUCUCCAUUCUGCUGUCAAACAGCACUCUUUUAUCGGCGUGCUGGACAUUUAUGGAUUUGAAACAUUUGAGAUAAAUAGUUUUGAACAGUUCUGCAUAAAUUAUGCAAAUGAAAAACUACAGCAGCAAUUCAAUAUGCAUGUCUUCAAAUUAGAACAAGAGGAAUAUAUGAAAGAACAAAUUCCAUGGACACUCAUAGAUUUUUAUGAUAAUCAGCCUUGCAUUAAUCUUAUAGAAUCUAAACUGGGCAUUCUAGAUUUGCUGGAUGAGGAAUGCAGGAUGCCUAAAGGCACAGAUGACACUUGGGCCCAAAAAUUGUACAACACACAUUUGAACAAAUGUGCGCUCUUUGAGAAGCCCCGUCUAUCAAACAAAGCUUUCAUCAUCCAGCAUUUUGCUGACAAAGUGGAAUACCAGUGUGAAGGCUUUCUGGAAAAGAAUAAAGACACUGUUUUCGAAGAACAAAUUAAAGUUCUUAAAUCAAGCAAGUUUAAGAUGCUACCAGAAUUAUUUCAAGAUGACGAGAAGGCCAUCAGUCCAAGCUCAGCCACCUCUUCAGGGCGCACGCUCCUUACCCGCACUCCUGCAAAGCCCACCAAAGGCAGACCAGGCCAGGCGGCCAAAGAGCACAAGAAAACGGUGGGGCACCAGUUCCGAAACUCCCUUCACCUGCUUAUGGAGACCCUGAAUGCCACUACCCCUCACUACGUGCGCUGUAUUAAGCCUAACGACUUCAAGUUCCCAUUCACGUUUGAUGAGAAGAGGGCAGUACAGCAGCUGAGAGCGUGUGGUGUCCUGGAAACCAUCCGAAUCAGCGCAGCAGGUUUCCCCUCUCGGUGGACUUACCAAGAAUUUUUCAGCCGCUACCGUGUCCUAAUGAAGCAAAAAGAUGUGCUAAGUGAGAGAAAACAAACAUGCAAGAAUGUUUUAGAGAAACUGAUAAAGGACAAGGACAAAUACCAGUUUGGGAAGACAAAGAUCUUUUUCCGUGCCGGUCAAGUGGCCUAUCUGGAAAAAUUGAGGGCAGACAAAUUGAGGGCUGCCUGCAUCCGGAUCCAGAAGACGAUCCGAGGGUGGCUGCUGCGGAAGAAGUUCCUGCGCAUGCGCAAGGCUGCCAUCACUGUGCAGAGAUACGUGCGAGGCCACCAGGCCCGAUGUUAUGCUAAGUUCCUGCGCAGAACCAAGGCAGCAACCAUCAUUCAGAAGUACUGGCGCAUGUAUGUAAUCCGCCGGAGGUACAAGAUCUGCCGGACUGCCACGAUCGUCCUUCAGUCUUACCUUCGAGGCUACUUGGCCAGAAAUAGGUAUCGCAAGAUACUCCGUGAGCACAAAGCAGUCAUCAUUCAGAAGUGGGUCCGGGGCUGGCUGGCUCGCACCUACUACAAGAGGAGUACGCACGCCAUCAUCUACCUUCAGUGCUGCUUCCGGCGGAUGAUGGCCAAGCGCGAGCUGAAGAAGCUCAAGAUCGAGGCCCGCUCCGUGGAGCGCUAUAAGAAGCUCCACAUUGGCAUGGAGAACAAGAUCAUGCAGCUGCAGCGCAAAGUUGACGAACAGAACAAAGACUACAAAUGCCUCAUGGAGAAACUGACCAAUCUGGAAGGAAUAUACAACUCUGAGACCGAGAAACUACGAAGUGACUUAGAACGUCUUCAACUAAGUGAGGAAGAAGCUAAGAUUGCUACUGGACGUGUCCUCAGUCUGCAGGAAGAAAUUGCCAAGCUCCGGAAAGACCUGGAACAAACUCAGUGUGAGAAAAAAUCCAUUGAAGAGUGUGCUGAUAGAUACAAACAGGAAACUGAGCAGUUGGUAUCAAAUCUGAAGGAAGAAAAUACUUUGCUGAAGCAGGAAAAAGAGGCACUCAAUCACCUUAUCGUGGAGCAGGCUAAGGAGAUGACAGAGAUGAUGGAAAAGAAGUUAAUAGAAGAAACAAAACAACUGGAACUCGAUCUUAAUGAUGAAAGGCUGAGAUAUCAGAACCUUCUGAAUGAGUUCAGUCGCUUGGAAGAACGAUAUGAUGACCUCAAGGAAGAGAUGACUUUGAUGAUUAAUGUGCCUAAGCCUGGACACAAGAGAACAGACUCCACCCACAGCAGCAAUGAGUCUGAAUACACCUUUAGCUCUGAAAUUGCAGAAACUGAAGACAUUCCAUCAAGGACAGAGGAGCCAAGCGAGAAGAAGGUGCCUCUGGACAUGUCAUUGUUCCUCAAGCUCCAGAAGCGUGUCACAGAGCUGGAGCAGGAGAAGCAGGUGAUGCAGGAUGAGCUGGACCGCAAGGAGGAGCAGGUGCUCCGAAGUAAGGCAAAGGAAGAAGAAAGACCACAAAUUAGAGGUGCAGAACUGGAAUAUGAGUCACUCAAGCGUCAAGAACUAGAAUCAGAAAACAAAAAACUGAAAAAUGAGCUGAAUGAGUUACGCAAGGCCCUUAGUGAGAAAAGUGCCCCUGAGGUGACCGCUCCAGGUGCACCAGCCUACCGUGUCCUCAUGGAGCAGCUGACCUCUGUGAGUGAGGAGCUCGAUGUCCGCAAGGAAGAAGUCCUCAUCUUGAGGUCUCAACUGGUGAGCCAGAAAGAGGCCAUCCAACCCAAGAAUACAAUGACAGAUUCCACAAUACUUUUAGAAGAUGUACAAAAAAUGAAAGAUAAAGGUGAAAUAGCACAAGCAUAUAUCGGUUUGAAAGAAACAAACAGAUCAUCUGCUAUGGAUGGCCAUGAGUUGAAUGAGGAUGGAGAGCUGUUGCUGGUUUAUGAAGGGUUGAAACAAGCCAACAGGCUCCUGGAAUCCCAGCUGCAGUCGCAGAAGAGGAGCCAUGAGAAUGAGGCCGAAGCCCUCCGCGGGGAGAUCCAGAGCCUGAAGGAGGAGAACAACCGGCAGCAGCAGCUGCUGGCCCAGAACCUGCAGCUGCCCCCAGAGGCCCGCAUCGAGGCCAGCCUGCAGCACGAGAUCACCCGGCUCACCAACGAGAACCUGUAUUUUGAGGAAUUAUAUGCAGAUGAUCCUAAGAAGUAUCAAUCAUAUCGGAUUUCACUUUACAAACGGAUGAUUGAUUUGAUGGAACAACUCGAAAAACAAGAUAAGACUGUCCGGAAACUGAAAAAACAACUGAAAGUAUUUGCCAAAAAAAUUGGUGAACUAGAAGUGGGCCAAAUGGAGAACAUAUCCCCAGGACAGAUCAUUGAUGAGCCCAUUCGUCCAGUCAACAUUCCCAGAAAAGAAAAGGAUUUCCAAGGAAUGCUGGAAUACAAGAAGGAGGAUGAGCAAAAACUUGUUAAGAACUUGAUUCUGGAACUGAAGCCGCGUGGUGUAGCAGUCAAUUUGAUUCCAGGGUUACCAGCGUAUAUCCUGUUUAUGUGUGUUCGACACGCUGACUACCUGAAUGAUGAUCAGAAAGUAAGGUCGUUGCUAACAUCAACAAUAAACAGCAUCAAAAAAGUAUUAAAGAAAAGAGGUGAUGAUUUUGAAACUGUCUCCUUCUGGCUUUCUAACACAUGCCGAUUUUUGCACUGUUUGAAGCAGUACAGUGGAGAAGAGGGCUUUAUGAAACACAACACAUCUCGCCAGAAUGAACACUGCCUCACCAAUUUUGACCUGGCUGAGUACCGACAGGUGCUAAGUGACUUGGCCAUUCAGAUCUACCAGCAGCUCGUGCGGGUGUUAGAGAACAUCCUUCAGCCAAUGAUCGUCUCCGGAAUGCUAGAGCAUGAAACCAUUCAGGGUGUGUCUGGGGUGAAGCCCACAGGGCUAAGAAAGCGAACCUCCAGCAUUGCUGAUGAGGGUACCUACACACUGGACUCCAUCCUGCGGCAGCUCAACUCCUUCCACUCAGUCAUGUGUCAGCACGGCAUGGACCCCGAACUGAUCAAGCAGGUGGUCAAGCAGAUGUUCUACAUCGUGGGGGCUGUCACACUGAACAACCUCCUCCUCCGGAAGGACAUGUGCUCCUGGAGUAAAGGCAUGCAGAUCAGGUACAAUGUCAGUCAACUAGAAGAAUGGCUGCGUGACAAGAAUCUGAUGAACAGUGGGGCUAAAGAAACCCUGGAACCUCUCAUUCAGGCUGCUCAGCUUUUGCAAGUGAAAAAGAAAACAGAUGAUGAUGCAGAAGCCAUUUGUUCCAUGUGCAAUGCUUUAACUACUGCCCAGAUUGUCAAAGUGUUGAAUUUGUAUACUCCAGUUAACGAGUUUGAAGAAAGAGUCUCUGUGUCAUUUAUUCGUACUAUACAGAUGCGUUUACGAGACAGGAAAGACUCUCCUCAGCUGCUCAUGGAUGCUAAACACAUCUUUCCUGUCACCUUUCCUUUUAACCCAUCUUCCCUUGCACUAGAAACCAUCCAGAUUCCAGCCAGCCUGGGCCUGGGAUUCAUAUCACGGGUCUGAAAGUGAUAUCAAGGAAAAUAUUGACAAUACAAUACUUGCCUGAAAUAACCCAUUAUUUCAAGUGAGGUACUGAAAACACAUUUUAAAAGAGAUAGUACUUAUUAUCUCCCAAACAAGGGGUUAUUGACUGGAACUCCCCCUAGAAUACUUUUCAUCAUCUUGGAAAGAAAGAUAGGCUCCUUUGUGCUGUGUUACCUUUUAACAACACUCAUCCUUGAUCAGUUAGGUAUCUGCAGUUGACGUGCAGGUGAAUGAUGGAAGGAAGGAAAAAAAUGUGUCUUCAGCUGCCAGCAUUUAUUUUAAAUCCUUAUCACUGCAUCUAAAUGAUAUCAAAAACCUAAAUUCCAGAUAUGAAUAUGAGCUGUUGUUAGAAAGGUACCAAUAAGGAACCUCCUGUGUGCUAACCAGAAGAAUUGAAAGAAAAAUCAUCACUGAGUACAUAUCAUACCAGUUUAGGAAUCAAUUAUGUUGCUACUGUCCAACUGGAACAAAGAAAUAAACUGGCAAUAUGUAAAGUAACUGGCCAAGUAGCUCCCUUCUAUGUGUCACUAUGAUGUAGAGAUACUAAGAGAAUGUUGGUUUGCUAUAGAGCAUGGAAGUCCGUUUGUACCAUAGUUUACUGAGCAUUUUAAAUUGCUGCUACAUACUAUGUUCUUUAAAAUGUAAGCGAUAUUCAUAUUAGGCACUACAAUAAUAAGCUUCUCUUUUAUCAACUCUGUUUACAGUUCAAUCAGAUCAGUUUUAACUGGAUUAUGUGCACAUAGCUAGAGAUUCACCUGCACAAGUAGCAGACACUGGGAAGUCAUGUAGUAAUAUGACACAAUGUUUGACAUUUAGGGAUAGGAUUAGGCAAAGUGGCUAUUGAUGUUGAUGUCCUUUAUUCAGGAUGUGUUACAUUGAUGUGCUCAUUGAUUUUCCCUGGGCGCAUAUCACAUCAGGGUACAGUGUUCUGUGAAGUGACCUAUUUUUAGUUAUCAGAUCUGCUUCCUGCAGUGCAUAUUUUCAACCUUGACAGGUUUUCUUUCUUCUUAAUUUAUUAAGAAUUAAUGUCAGUCAAUAUCUAGAGAGGAUUGUCAGAAUAUUCAUGAUUUAGGUCUUGAAAUCUUAAUUAUUUUAUAAAUUAUGCAAAAGAAAGUAUAUAAUAAAUAAUUAUGAUUCCAUUUUUUAGGCUUUGCAACUUCUAUAAAUGUUCUCAAUGCCACUAGAUACUUUAAAGAGCAUCAUAUUAGAAAUACAUUGACCUAUAUAAAAGUAUAAGGAGAUUGCUGAAUUUUACAGAGGAUUUGGUUUAAUAAGACCCAGAUUCUAUAUGUUUUCAUUCUGAAAUUCUAAUUAAACGUAGUCUCCAUUUUUCCUACAAAUCUUAUACAAUAAAUGUUUCAGGUUGUGCAAAAGCAAAUUCUUAGCUUUCUUUAGAAACUUUGGUUCUGAAUUACAAUCAUAGAUUUAUAUAAAUUAACUAUUAGAUCUAUAAAAAAGACAUCUUAUUAAAAUAUGUGCAAUAUUAUAAAUGCAAGUAAAACAUUUUCAAAUCAGUGAUAAAUAUUGCUAUUAAAAGAUAAAUUCUGUCUGUUAACUUAUUUGGGCCUCAAAUUCCUCAUUUAUUCAGUGAGAGUGUUAGACAGCUGGUUCUUAAGGUCCCUUCCACAUCUGAAGUUCUCUCCUCGUCGUACCUGAACCACAGAGAAAUGAGAUGCAGGUACUCAGUAAGGUUACCCUCUAGUGGAAAGAUUAGUGUUUGGUGCCUGUUAAUUUUGAGGGAUUAAUAAAAUGUAAAAUCCCAGGUUUGUGUAGCUGUAAUCUUUCUUAAAUGUACAUGAUUUAUGUACAUG
This is a messenger RNA of Lagenorhynchus albirostris (white-beaked dolphin), 7270 nucleotides long. It is a transcript of the gene MYO5A, whose product is annotated as myosin VA. Gene Ontology annotation, cellular component: actin cytoskeleton; cytoplasm; vesicle. Gene Ontology annotation, molecular function: actin filament binding; microfilament motor activity; ATP binding. The record is from RefSeq and is a predicted model, not a curated record. The transcript has 39 exons. Lineage: Eukaryota; Metazoa; Chordata; Mammalia; Artiodactyla; Delphinidae. Gene Ontology annotation, biological process: vesicle transport along actin filament; actin filament organization. The coding region runs from base 198 to 5438 and encodes 1746 amino acids.